Acanthamoeba castellanii str. Neff is the source of this 3714-nucleotide messenger RNA. Its product is annotated as regulatory-associated protein of mTOR, putative. Gene Ontology annotation, biological process: positive regulation of protein serine/threonine kinase activity; cellular response to amino acid stimulus; regulation of autophagy. Bases 1 to 3714 code for a protein of 1237 amino acids. Gene Ontology annotation, molecular function: protein-macromolecule adaptor activity; protein binding. Gene Ontology annotation, cellular component: TORC1 complex; cytoplasm. NCBI's taxonomy places the organism in Eukaryota, Discosea, Longamoebia, Acanthamoebidae. The transcript has 19 exons. The record is from RefSeq and is a predicted model, not a curated record.
AUGGAGAGGCAAACCUCGUUCCAGGCGGGCGAGGUGGAUGGGAGCAACGAGGGGGUGAGCGAGACCAUUAGGAUUGGCGCUGCCAAGAAGACCGGUGGCCGCCUGGGCACCGUCUACUUCGCCGAUUCCCGAUUUAGGGACAAUGCCAAUGCCGACCCCGCUCAGAAGCAUCAGGUCGCCAAAUGGCGAAUGAAGCAGCGCAUGAAGACGGUGAGCGUGGCCUUGGUGUGUUGCCUCAAUAUUGGCGUCGACCCGCCCGACGUCAUGAAGCCUUCUCCCUACCCCUUCUCGCAGUCGUCUGCCAAGGCGCUCGAGCAAAUCGGCAAGAACCUCCAGCAGCAGUACGAGCGAUGGCAGUCACGGAGCCUCGACCCGACGGUGGAGGAGGUGAAGAAGCUGUGCGUGUCGUUGCGGCGCAAUGCCAAGGACGAACGCGUGCUGUUCCACUACAACGGACACGGCGUGCCCAAACCGACAUCGAACGGCGAGAUCUGGGUGUUCAACAAGAACUACACGCAGUACAUCCCGCUCUCCAUCUACGAGCUGCAGACCUGGAUGGGAAGCCCCUCGAUCUACGUGUUUGACUGCUCGGCGGCCGGCCUCAUCAUUCAAUGGUUCAACCACUUUGCCGAGCAGCGCGUCAAGGAGCGGGAUCAGGGCUCCUCGCAGGGCGUCGUGGUCAAGGACUACAUCCUCCUCGCCGCCUGUGCUGCCGAUCAGAUCCUGCCGAUGAACCCGCAGCUGCCGGCGGACGUGUUCACCUCGUGUCUGACGACCCCGAUUAAGAUGGCGCUGCACUGGUACUGCCAGCACACGAUGAUCAAGGACGUCAACACCGACCUCAUCGACAAACUGCCCGGUCGGCUCAACGAUCGACGCACCGCCCUCGGCGAACUCAACUGGAUCUUCACGGCGGUGACGGACACGAUCGCGUGGAACGUGCUGCCGAAGGACCUGUUCCAGAAGCUGUUCCGACAGGACCUCCUCGUGGCGUCGCUGUUCCGCAACUUCCUGCUGGCCGAGCGGAUCAUGCGGUCGGCCAACUGCACCCCGCUCUCCUACCCGGCCCUCCCGCCCACCUUCCAGCACCCGAUGUGGAACGCGUGGGACCUCGCCGCCGACAUGUGCCUCGCCCAGCUGCCCGACCUCCUCGCCGACCCCGCCACCGAAUACCAGCACUCGCCGUUCUUCACGGAACAGCUGACGGCGUUCGAGGUGUGGCUCGAGUUCGGCUCGGAGACGAAGAAGCCGCCGGAGCAGCUGCCCAUCGUGCUGCAGGUCCUGCUCAGCCAGGCGCACCGUCUGCGCGCGCUGGUGCUUCUGGCGCGGUUCCUGGACCUCGGGGCCUGGGCCGUCAACCUGGCCCUGUCGGUCGGCAUCUUCCCCUACGUGCUCAAGCUCCUGCAGAGCCCCGCCGUCGAGCUGCGGCAGACGCUGGUCUUCAUCUGGGCCAAGAUCCUGGCCCUCGACAAGUCGUGCCAGCUCGACCUCGUCAAGGACAACGGACACAACUACUUCCUCAACGUGCUCGCCUCGGCCAGCAUCCCCUCCGACCAGCGCACCAUGGCCGCCUUCGUCCUCGCCGCCAUCUGCGAGAACUGCAGGCCGGGCCAAUCGGCGUGCCUGAACGGCAAGCUGGUGUCGAUCUGUCUGGCGCAGAUCAACGACCCCGACCCGCUGCUGCGGCGAUGGAUCGCGCUCUGCAUGGCCAAGCUCUGGGAGGGCUUCGACGAGGCCAAGUGGGCCGCCCUCAGGGACGGCGCCCACAAGCGGCUCUGCUCCCUCCUCACCGAUCCCGCGCCUGAGGCGCGCGCGGCAGCUGUGUACGCGUUGGGCACGUUUAUGGGCGGUGCGUCGGGCUCGGAACAGCGGAAGAACGUGGAGCUCAACCUCGCGGUCACGCUGCCCGUGGUGACGGCCGACGGCAGCCCCAUGGUCCGCAAGGAGCUCAUCGUCGCCCUCUCCCGCCUCGUCUUCUCCUACGAGGCGGCCUGCAAAGAGGUGGCGUUGGAGCUCCUGCAAGAGGAGGCCAAGCAGGCGGAGCAGCUGCAGAGGGACUCGGCCCUCAAGAAGAAGGGCAACAAGAAGACCCCGUUGCGCGCCAGCGUGAGCACCGAGCCGGAGAGCCCCACCGACGAAGACUACAUGUCCAAGCAACAGAGCUCGGUGUACGGAUGCGUGUGGAAGAUGAUACUCACCCUCGCCGCCGAUCCCUUCCCGGAACUGGCCUCCAUGGCCCGGCACAUCGUGUCCCACAUCCACCGACAGCUCCAGACCGAUAUUUCCACGGCCGCCGUCCCCAGUCCCCGCACGCCCGUCCACCACCUCCUGCGACGAUACGCCGAAAGCCCCUCCCAGAUCCUCGGUCGCUCGCCCAUGUCGGCGCGUCGGACGGGUCAAGUCAGCAUGACCCAGUCGGGACAGACGCCGGUGGUCGCGGAUCGGGCUUUGGGCAUGCGCAAGACCCUCUCCGUGGAGGACCUCGCCUCCAUGGGACCCUCCGCCGCCUCCUCCACCGAACCCACCGCCUCCUCCCUCCCUCCGCUCUCCUCCAUCGAGCUCCAAUCGCAGUUCUACGAUUGGUCGUGCGAGCACUUCUCGCGACCGAUGAUGAAGGACGUCGACGACCCAUCGAGCCCGACCAACGCCGUCCGGCAGUGGCGGCACCGGAAGCACCACGCUUCCCUCGCCGAAGCUCGCACCACACGCGACAAGAAAGUCAAGUUGGACGAGCAGAUCGCAAUUUUGGACAACGAAACGGAGAUGGCAUCGCUGCUGCUGUUCCACCCGCUGGACCCGCUGCUCAUCGCCACCGACAACAAGGACACGGUCAAAGUGUGGAACUGGGUGGAGAGCCGCGCCGAGUCGGCCUUCAGCAACGGCAACCCGCCCGGCACGCGCAUCUCGGCCAUGGCCCUGGUCAACCCCUACGACGACUCCAUGCUCCUCACCGGCACCAACAACGGCGUCGUCCGCGUGUGGAAGAAUUUUGCCGACCGCGACGAGGGCCAGCCCCAGAUGAUCUCCUCGUGGACCGCGCUGCCGGACAUGAUCCCGCGCGUCGGCCCCGGCAUGGUGCUCGACUGGCAGCAGCAGACCGGCAUGCUCAUGACCUCGGGAGACGUCGGCAUCGUCCGCGUGUGGAACAUGGAGCGCGAGCUCGCCAUCCAGGACAUGGCGACGGGGUCGGACUGCUGCGUGACGUCGAUCGUCUCGCAGACGGGCAACGCACAGGUGCUGGUGGCCGGCUGCGCCGACGGGGCCAUCCGGCUGUUCGACUGCCGCGUACCCACGCGCUACAGCCCCGUGGUGGUGUUCCAGGAGCACAAGGACUGGAUCGUCAAUAUCGGCAUCACCGCCCACGACCACCAGAUCGUGUCCUGCACCCUCUCCGGCGAGGUCAAGUUCUGGGACGCGCGCAAGUCCAUCUCCUACAGGACGUUCUCGACGCGUACGGGGGAUGUGACGGCCUUUGCGGUGCAUCCCUACGCGCCGAUCAUCGCCAGCGGCUCGCAGGGCCAGAAGAUCCACGUGCAAGACUUUGAAGGGCUCGAGCUCAACCAGAUCCGAUACCACGAGGGCUUCCUCGGCCAGAGGAUCGGCCCCGUCUCCUGCCUCGCGUUCCACCCGUUCCGGAUGUAUUUGGCGGCGGGCGCUACGGACUCGAUCCUGUCGAUCUACACACACGCACACAACAAGACCUACUACGAGUAG